AUGGAGGCACCUGUCGCUGGGCUCCCCAGCUCAGCAGUAAUGAGCAGAAUCACUGGCACCCCAUUUUCAGAUCUGUUCUCAGGGGUGGGGAGUCCUGGAGACAAGGCCACGGGGUUCCUCGAGGAAGAGCCAGCCCUGUCCACCCUUCCCUGGCCGGGUGAUUCUACUCUGUCCUUUGAAAGGGUCUGCCGACAGGCCGGAGUUCAGUUGGCAGAGGUCACCCCAAUCCUCACACCCACAGCAAACCUUUGCAACCACUUCACUACCUCGUGGGGUGUCGCGGGCCUGGCGGCCGCUUGGUCCUAUUCAGCUAGCCACCAGGCUGGGGUCUCCAGGAAGGCUGUGUGGCAGUCUCGGUGA
This is a messenger RNA of Rangifer tarandus platyrhynchus (Svalbard reindeer), 360 nucleotides long. Lineage: Eukaryota; Metazoa; Chordata; Mammalia; Artiodactyla; Cervidae. The record is from the annotation of a GenBank genome assembly.